GCUUUUUCCGCUAUUGCUGCAAGUAGAGGCUGUACUAGAACAAUGACUACAGCGGCCGCGCUUCCCCGCGUUGCUAUUCUUGAUGACUACCAGAAAGUGGCUUUCAAGUUCGCGGACUGGUCAUCACUCAAAGAUCGCGUCUCAGUUGACGUUUAUUCCGAAACACUAACUGACGAAGAUGCACUAGCAGCACGAUUAGAACCAUACACAAUAAUAUGUGCUAUGCGGGAGAGAACUAAGUUCACUGCGUCUCUCCUCGAUAGACUUCCCAACCUCAAAUUUAUCGCUACAACUGGCCUUCAGAACAGAGGGAUUGACGUUGCCCAUGCCCGAAGCAAGGGCGUGGUUGUCUCCGGGACGCAGGGUGGGGGAAAUUCCACCCUAGAGCAUAUCUGGGCUUUGAUUCUUGCUACUGCAAGACAUAUUGCCGUAGAGGAUGCGGGUGUGAAGGCCAAGCGACAACUGUGGCAGACGACCAUUCCGAUAGGACUUUAUGGGAAAACACUGGGCUUGGUUGGAGUAGGUCGACUAGGAACUGUUACUGCAAAGAUCGCAAAAGCGUUCGGUAUGAACGUCAUUGGAUGGUCCCCAAAUCUCACGCCGGAACGAGCAGAAGCAGCGGGCGUGACAUAUAUCAAGACGAAGGAAGAACUUUUGCAGCGUAGUGACAUUGUGUCCAUUCAUAUGGUUCUUUCAGACCGUACUCGAGGUUUAAUCAACGCAAGCGAUCUUGCGGUUCUGAGGCCUACCGCCAUCUUCAUCAAUACGUCUCGAGGACCACUUGUCGACGAAGCUGCUCUUGUAGAGACAUUGCGGCAAAAGAAGAUAGCCGCAGCUGGACUGGAUGUUUUCGAUGUGGAACCACUCCCGUUGGACCACCCUUUGCGAAGUCUAGAUAAUGUUACCCUGAGCCCCCAUUUGGGCUACGUGAGUGAUGACAACUACAAGGUAUUCUGGUCACAAACUGUGGAGAAUAUCAUAGGAUUUCUCGAUGGACAGCCAAAGAGGGUGCUCGGUGCAGUUUAAAGUAGGGAAAGGAGCCCAUUGUGUGAUCCGAGACAGUCUGGUAGUACAUUCUUUAAAGUCUUCAUUCCUUGAGACCUGCAGUAACAGAACAAAGAACCAUGAUACCCUUAUUUGGACAUGCGCGA
Molecule: messenger RNA, 1151 nt
Organism: Somion occarium
Lineage: Eukaryota; Fungi; Basidiomycota; Agaricomycetes; Polyporales; Cerrenaceae
Source: the annotation of a GenBank genome assembly